UGUGAUCGGAUGAAGACGUGAAACCCCACAACUGGAAGCCAAUGUUGGCCUUGAACACGAGUUGUAGAGGAAUUCUCAAAGCUCAUUUCCCGGUAUUUACUUUAUCGACCGUGAAUUGUGUCUAGCUUCCACGAAUGGGAUUUUGAAUAUUCACUGGUAUUAUACACUAGCGUCACAUCAUCGUAUCUCGAAUGAAACCACCUUGAACAGAACCAACUUUUGAUGGUGCAGCAUCCUUCUUGACCGGAAUAAACGUGAACCAUGAAACAGUGCCUACUUCAGAGAAACGUAACGCUGAAGAGUUUCUUAUCAGUGAAGUGGCCGUGUUAUAAUGGACGUUGCUAGGUUUUCCUCCAGGAGCAAACUUAGAACCUCAACCAAGGUCACCACCGUAGUCCUAUAUCUUCUGACCGUCUCAGGAAGUCUAUCGGCCGCUCUGACACUCAGCCGCAUUGUGCAUCUGCAAUCAGGAAAAGUUCAAGGAGUGACAGUAACCCACAAGAUGCUAAGGCCGGUCGAGAUGUACCUAGGAGUGCCUUACGCCACACCCCCCACCGGUGCCAAUAGGUUUAGCCCAACCCGUAGCGUACCCCCUUGGGUGGGGGUGCGAAUGUGUGACCGUGUAGCACCGGUCUGUCCACAGCUGCCACCCAACAUGACCAGCGCACUGUCACGGAUGCCACGGGGCAAGUUGGUAGCUCUGCAACGAUUGCUGCCUUUCCUGAGGGACUACAGUGAGGACUGUCUAUACCUAAACGUUUAUGCUCCAGCUUUUGAUGAAGAACUCACAGAUUCAGUGAAAAAUCCAGUCUUCGUUUUCAUCCAUGGAUCAGAUGAUUUCAGUUCCGGGGGUGGCAACUCUUUCGAUGGCAGGGUCUUGUCAGGUUACACGGGAAUCGUUGUCGUUACAGUUAACUACAGGCUAGGAGCCUUAGGGUUCCUCAACUUAAACAGCAAUCCUGAGAGCAGGCCAAGGGUGGCAAACAGCGGCCUCAUGGAUCAAAUCGCCGCAUUACAAUGGGUACAGCAGAACAUCAAACAGUUUGGAGGCGACCCACUCAGAGUGACACUGGCUGGGCACGGCACUGGAGCUGCUUGUGUGCACUUCUUAGCCAUCUCUCCUGCCGUGAUGCCGGGUUUGUUCCACCGCAUUAUCCUCCUAUCAGGAUCUGCUCUGAGCAGUUGGGCCAUAGUAGAGGACCCUGUCCACCCCGGAGUAUCACUGGCUCAUCAAGUGAAUUGCAGUAGCCACAUAGAUGUCGUGGGUUGUCUUCAGGGAGUGACAGUUGAAGAAAUCCUCCAGGCCGACAUCAGACCUGCAGCGUUCCUCAACGCCUUCGGUCCCAGUGUAGAUGGAGUCGUCAUCCGGCCAGAGUUUGACCAAGAAGACAACAUAUACUCCGUGCGGGAGCUAGAUGUCAUGUUCGGUGUCGUCACUAGUGAGUCCCUCAGCAGGUUCUCUUCCUCUGAUAUCCAAUCGGGGUUCGACGGCUCGAGGAGAGACAGGAUCCUCAGGACUUAUGUGAGGAACGCGUACGAGUAUCAUCUUCCGGAGAUUUUUGUGACCAUAGUGAACGAGUACACGGACUGGGAGCGGACGGUGGUUCAUCCGAUCAACACGAGAGACGCUACCAUCGCGGCCUUAAGUGACGCACAAUUUGUAGCCCCUGUUGUGAAAACUGGUGACUAUUUCAGUGCCCAUUCAAGGGGGAAGAGCAGAUCCUCAAAUUUCUUCUAUGUGUUCGACCAUCAGACGAGGCAUGGAGAUUAUCCUCAGAAAAUAGGAGCAGUUCACGGUGAAGAACUUCCCUACCUGUUUGGUGCGCCACUCGUCGAUUCAUUGGGGCAUUUCCCCACGAACUUCACUCGCUCUGAAGUUGCUCUGUCUGAGGCCUUUAUGAUCAACGUAGCUAAUUUUGUUAAAUCUGGAAACCCAAACAUGAUUGAGUUCCAAGAUCCGUUCCUUCCAAUUUCUAAAGAGAAAAACAGGUUCAAGUCCAUAGUGUGGGAGCAAUACGACCCAGUUCACCAGAAGUACAUGGACAUAAGUCUGAGACCAAAGAUGAAGAACCACUUUAGAUCGCACCACCUUUCAAUUUGGCUACAACUGAUCCCAGAACUGCACAGGGCGGGUAUGGAGGACGUGCACACAAGACACAACCGGUUUCACAACCACCAUAAUGCCGACCUGUACACGGGAAUCGUUAGGCCGGAACCUAAGAAAGAAAACGCCACAGUUGCCGAGGUAAUACUGCCCAUUACAACAAUGGAAACAAUGGUAACUACUUGUGUCAAUCUCUACACUACCCGUGGAUACAGGAACACCACUGCUGAUGGGUUAGAGGCUGCAGCAGCAUACAGCUCAGUGCUGAAUCUCACCAUAGCAAUUGGAUGCAGCCUGCUCGUGCUGAAUAUUCUCAUCUUCGCCGCCGUCUACUAUCAGCGGGAGAAAACCAGAAUGGAGAUGAAGACGCUGGAGCAGCAGAAGAGACUGCGAUCCGAGCAAGGUCUGAAGCACUCCACCAGUGUUAUCCUAGACAUGGAAACAGACUCGCCUAUGAUGGUGCUAACUCACUUGCCUUCUAAGAACGGCUCAACGAGGUCUCUCGUUGGACAUUUUCUAAGAGCUCCUAAGUCCCAUGAGUACAACUGUACUCAAAUUCCUCCCCCUCCUAGUCCACCUCAACCAAGCAAAAAAGCGUCCCUUCCUACAGCCGCCAUUAGUGAGAUUACCGUUUAGCCAUUCUUACUGUGUAACAUAUUUAUUAAUUCGUGUAAUAAGUGAACAGAGUGACAGAUAUAAGAUUUUUUAUUCUUUAUUAAUUUUUUAUUCUUUUUCUUCCCAUUUACAUCAGUGUUACUUAUUUCAUCAAUUGCUAAAACUAAAUUUCUGAACACUGUGUUUGUUUGUAUUGUUAAUAAUGACAGAAACAAAAACCCCUCCAAUUUAAUAUUAAUCCAAUAACAUACAAAUAUAUUUUUUCUUCUAAAUAAAAAUUUGUAAUGUUGGCAUAAACAAAUUGUUGAAUCUAUUAGCUAUACAGGAGAUAAAUCAUUUAUAUUAACGUGGUGUACCUCUGAGACCCAUGGAAUCAUUUCAGUUACCUCUGACGUCCUGACUCCGUCUCCGUCAAGUAACUUGGACUACUACCGUUAAAUCUUUUACUACCUAACGUCCUACUCUAAUGAGAGCAGUCCGAGAGAGAUUGUGUCGUGUUUCAGCUCAUAGCAUUAGGCGAGUUAAUUUUUGUGUAACUAAUUCAAUAAAAAAUAAUAUAUAUUACUCAAUCAUUCUCUCUCUUUUGAAGUCACUUUACCCAUAAUCAUUAAUUUUUACAGUUGUAUACUCUAAGUAACAAUAUAUAUAUAUAUUAUAUAUUUUUUUUUUCAAUAAAACAAUAAUGAAUAUUCACAAAUUUUAUUUCAUCAAUAUACAUAAAGGAAGUCAGAUAGUGAAGGCUCCAAUGUUACCAGGUAUAAUUACUAACCAAUAUCUGUUUUACAUUAACUUAAAUAUUACAGGCAGAGGUUAAAUUAUCAAAUUCGUUCAAUGAGGUAGUUCCAAAAAAUGUUCAGCCUCAUAGUUCAUGUUAUGUUAUGAAAUUCGGGUAGUUUAUGUUAAUGCUAUGUCAUUUAUCUCUGUCACAAUGUACAUUUACGCAAUGUUAUUAGAUGAUCCCAAUACUUCUUGAAACAGGGAACUGUUAUAAACGAGCGAGUUACUGAACAAUAUCAUAAAUGUAGUGCUGUGUAGAUAAUAUUGUGCCCAAAUUUUGUACCUAAUAAAGUUUAUUUUGUGGAAGAAUAA
This is a messenger RNA of Homalodisca vitripennis (glassy-winged sharpshooter), 3808 nucleotides long. Its product is annotated as neuroligin-4, Y-linked-like. The record is from RefSeq and is a predicted model, not a curated record. Gene Ontology annotation, cellular component: cell surface; postsynaptic membrane; synapse. Gene Ontology annotation, biological process: modulation of chemical synaptic transmission; chemical synaptic transmission; synaptic vesicle endocytosis. The coding region runs from base 332 to 2740 and encodes 802 amino acids. NCBI's taxonomy places the organism in Eukaryota, Metazoa, Arthropoda, Insecta, Hemiptera, Cicadellidae. Gene Ontology annotation, molecular function: neurexin family protein binding; signaling receptor activity. The transcript is spliced from 10 exons.